Molecule: messenger RNA, 1482 nt
Organism: Choloepus didactylus (southern two-toed sloth)
Lineage: Eukaryota; Metazoa; Chordata; Mammalia; Pilosa; Megalonychidae
Product: transcription factor Dp-2-like
Exons: 2
Coding region: 232-1455 (407 amino acids)
Biological process (GO): regulation of transcription by RNA polymerase II; regulation of cell cycle
Cellular component (GO): nucleus; transcription regulator complex
Molecular function (GO): RNA polymerase II transcription regulatory region sequence-specific DNA binding; DNA-binding transcription factor activity, RNA polymerase II-specific
Source: RefSeq, a predicted model, not a curated record
AUUGGGGAAGGCAACGCCCCUGAUUCACGCCUCGUGGGAGAGGGGAAGAAAUUUCCACAUUUCCUCAAUAAGAAGAGGAUAAGACAGCAAGUGCUAAGGAUGAGGAAAGAAAAUAGGCCAGUUGUGCUUUCUGGACUCUUCUGGGCCUGAGGUUUCAGGAUGCUCUCUUAAAGGAUUUUAGAAGAGGAAGGAUUUUUUAAUGGCUUUUCAGAAUCUUGAAUACAGUUUGACAUGACAACAAAAAAUGUUGGUUUGACUGCCACAAAUGCAGAACUAAGAGGAUUUAUAGAUCAGAAUCUCAGUCCAACAAAAGGUAACAUUUCUUUUGUCGCAUUUCCAGUUUCCAGCAGCAACUCGCCAACAAAAAUUUUACCAAAAACCUUAGGACCAAUAAAUGUGAAUGUUGGACCCCAAAUGAUUAUAAGCACACCACAGAGACUAACCAGUUCAGGAAGUGUUCUGAUUGGGAGUCCGUAUACCCCUGCACCAGCAAUGGUUACUCAGACACACAUAGCAGAAGCUACUGGCUGGGUCCCAGGUAAACGAAGCAAAAAAGGAGAUAAAAAUGGAAAAGGCUUGAGACAUUUUUCAAUGAAGGUGUGUGAGAAAGUUCAACGGAAAGGAACAACAUCAUAUAAUGAAGUAGCUGAUGAGCUGGUAUCAGAGUUCACCAAUUCAAAUAACCAUUUAGCAGCCAAUUCGCAGGCUUAUGAUCAGAAGAACAUUAGGAGAAGAGUUUAUGAUGCUUUAAAUGUGCUGAUGGCAAUGAACAUAAUUUCAAAGGAAAAAAAAGAAAUCAAGUGGAUUGGCCUGCCUACUAACUCUGCUCAGGAAUGUCAAAACUUGGAGAUAGAGAAGCAGAGACGGAUAGAACGGAUAAAGCAGAAGCGGGCUCAGCUGCAAGAACUUCUCCUGCAGCAAAUUGCUUUCAAAAACCUGGUACAGAGGAAUCGGCAAAAUGAACAGCAAAACCAGGGUCCUCCAGCUCUAAACUCCACCAUUCAGCUGCCAUUUAUAAUCAUCAAUACAAGCAGAAAAACAGUCAUAGAUUGCAGCAUCUCCAGUGACAAGUUUGAAUAUCUUUUUAAUUUUGACAACACCUUUGAGAUCCAUGAUGACAUAGAAGUACUAAAGCGGAUGGGAAUGUCCUUUGGCCUGGAGUCAGGCAAAUGCUCCCUGGAGGAUCUGAAACUUGCUAAAUCACUGGUGCCAAAGGCUUUAGAAGGUUACAUCACAGAUAUCUCCACAGGACCUUCUUGGUUAAAUCAGGGACUGCUUUUGAACUCUGCCCAGUCAGUUUCAAAUUUAGACCUGACCACUGGUGCCACCUUAUCCCAAUCAAGUGUAAACCAGGGGUUGUGCUUGGACGCUGAAGUGGCCUUAGCAACCGGGCAGUUCCUUGCCCCAAACAGUCACCAGUCCAGCAGCGCGGCCUCACACUGCUCGGAGUCCUGAGGCGAGACCCCGUGUUCAUUCAACGAC